AUGGCUAGGAGAUACGACUCCGAGUGGGAGGAAGUGAAGCUUAUCAAUGGCUACGCCAUGCUUAUGGCGUACGUGUCAUUCGCCUGCAGAGGCAUAGGCUACCUGGUGUUCACAUGGACCACGGUGGUUCUUCUCGGCGGAUUCGUCUCCAACAUCGACAAGGACGAUUUCUGGCGUCUCACGUUGAUUACCCUUGUGCAGAUUCUCUGCAUCAGUGUUUCAUUUGGUGAAAGGAUGAAUUCUGCUAUUGAUCUGUUCUUGAGCUUGAGGGCGGUGAAAUUUUUAUUGACGCCCAACUGGCAGCUGGCUGAUAAUUCACACGGUAAUAACCAGGUACUGGUUAAGAGAGUUAUUGCAACGGUAUGUGAGAUGGUAGGAAGGGUGGUAGUGCUGGCUCAUGGUGUGGCAUUGUACUUUUGCCUUAACUUUUUGCCGUUGCUCAUGUUCUUUGGGUUGUUCAUCGCCGUUUGGAUCUCGAUACGCGGUCUCAUGGAACACAGCCAUUACGGUGACAACCCUGCAGAGAGAAAAAACAUGGAUCCAGCACAUACUAUCUUGUACGCCAUGUGUGUGGUCGAAGGUGCAUUCUUCCUUUAUAGAAACAUCUUGCUGCUUUCGAUGAGGAGGGUAGUGAAACAAGUGAGCCAAGCUUACGGCUUCCAAGAUGGUGAUUCUGCAGUUUCAGGCUACUUCUUCGAAAUCAGUACGGGAUGCUCGAAGAACCCAUCCUCCGUGAGAGGGAGGAACCUCGUCACGUAUGCUGUAGAACUCCUGGAGUCCAGCUCGCCCCUCAGUGGCAACUGCCUUUCCGGGAUAUUGAUACUGGACAGACUACUCACCCGGCAGCAUUCUGACAAGAUUAAAUCCCCUAAUUUGAUCAAACAAGAAAACGGAAAUCAGCGACAUAAGCUAUCAGAUUUAGAGGGAAAUAUUGGACCUUCGUUGGUUAAAAUGGAGAAGAAAGAGGAGAAUAAGCAGGAGAGGAGGCAGAAGAAGAGGCGGGAGAGGAAGUGGUGGCAGCUGCAUCAUCCUCGAACAGAAAAGGAGAUCAUUGUGCAACAGCGCAGGGUGAUCAAGCAGCUGAUCGAAUGUGCAUCUUCUGCUCACAUUCUGCAGAAACUGCUUCAUGCACUAGAUUCAAGCCACUCAUAUGACCAAAAGAUGAGGGAGGCCGCUGCUAGGAUAGUGGAGCACGUCGCCAGUGGGAUUCGUCUGGAGCAGUUCCCCUAUGGGAUCCAGUGCAUAUCUUCACUCAUCAACACCAUCGAAGAAUACCAACGGCUCCUACCACACCAAUCAUCAUCAAAGAGACAUGAAGCAAGUAUCGCAACCCAGCCACUAUCGUUGAUAACAAACAAUGGUCAAUAUCAGGAACAAGGCAGGUGUGGCAGCAGUAGCGACACUUGUUUAUCGUCAUCAGAGUCAGAGUCGGAGUCAGAGCCAGAAUCAGAAUUACCCUGGGAGAGCGACUUGGAUACCUUUGUAUGGUUAUUUUCCAAGACUAAGAAGAGGAACGAUAACACCGAUCCAUUCCAUGGCUACAAAGAUCUGCUGCUAACUGGCCUACGUAUCCUUUGGGGUCUCGCAGACAGUGAGGACAACUGCAGAAUCAUAAGCAACACCGAACAUCUUGUCUGCAAGAUUAUGGCGCCUGUUAGCUACGACCUAGUGCACCGCACCAGCCAUCAUAGUGCGUGGUCCACUAGCGUAGUCGAGGUAUCACUGAGGGUGAUGCUCCGGCUCGUGGCUAUGGAGGGAGAGACUGGGGCCAAGCUGUGCCAGCAGAUCUCGAGCAACAAGAAAGCUAUGACCACAAUUGAAAGAAUCAUCAAGUGUGAAGAGUGUAAAGGCAGAGAGCUGCAGAUGGAUGCCAUUCAGAUCCUGACGCAACUAUGCAAGGAGGAAACUGAAAGCAGAGAAGACUUCAUUAGGAUGCUGGUAAGCAUCUUCGUUAAUGGUGAUAGUAACUACAGGUCCAUCAAAGAGAGUGCAGGUAAAGCACUGGCGCUGUUUCUUGGCAGCAAAAAUGUUGCCGCCAUCUUCCCAAAGGCGAAUAAUGAUGUCUCCAAGUUUGUUGGUGCUCUCAUUAAAAUAGUUUCAGAUCAGGAUGAGUUUGAUACAUGCAGAAAAAGUGCAGCAGAAAUUCUGGAGCAUUUAUGUAUUCAUUACACCGGGCAUGACGAAUAUCUCGGUACACUCAAGAGUGCCAUGACCGGCGUGAUGCCAAAGGUAUUGAGAGAAAUACUACUUGGUUUUGGAUCGACAGGAGAAGAUGGAAAGCCUGGGUAUGUCAGAGCAGGUACCGGCAUCGCAAACUUAAAUGAGCUCGAUAUCAGAAAUGGUGUUAUAGAAGUCACUGCCAGUAACAACAACGAGAAUAACACUUUCUCCUCUCGGCAAAACCAACAUCACAAGUUACAUCUUGUCCUGAUGUCCCUCUGUGUGACGGCAUGUGAGAAAUUACAAAUUGAUAUCAAUGCAAUUUCGCCGGGAGAAAGAGACCAAGGAGAUCAAGGAGAAGGUGCCGCAUUCAGGUUUGCGAUGAAGUUGGUGCAGUUAAACAGGGGUCACAUGACCGCCGACAGCCUGACACUGAUGAAGCUUACCACUAGGCUGGUCAUAGCAGCAAUGAAGAAACACAUGGUGGACGGUCGCAGCACCAUCGUCAAACAAGAUGAAAUGCAUAGCCUCAUGGCAUUGCUCUCUCGUGUUUCGAAGCCCAUGCUGGAUCUCGAGAGCUGCAUGGUUUUCACAGCUGGGACGAGGACAAAAACAAUUCCUGACACCGCUGAGACCCUCGAUUCGAUCAUUAAACUGGCAUCCGAACUACACGGCGAAAUUAGGGACCAAGACUCUGAAAUAGUGCCAGCUAGCUCUACCUAG
Molecule: messenger RNA, 2883 nt
Organism: Triticum dicoccoides
Lineage: Eukaryota; Viridiplantae; Streptophyta; Magnoliopsida; Poales; Poaceae
Exons: 3
Coding region: 1-2883 (960 amino acids)
Source: RefSeq, a predicted model, not a curated record